This is a messenger RNA of Cladocopium goreaui, 1089 nucleotides long. The record is from the annotation of a GenBank genome assembly. NCBI's taxonomy places the organism in Eukaryota, Dinophyceae, Suessiales, Symbiodiniaceae.
AUGGCUAACCUCGUGCGUUGCGGUUUAGUGGCGCUUGCAGCUGUGUCACUGCAAGGAUGCAGUGACGAUUCUCCAAGCCCACGGCCACCAGAAACGACUUCGGUCACACUGCGAAAUGGUGUGAAAAUGCCUAUGCUGGCAGCAGGUACUUGGCAGUACAACGACUCGGUUGCAGAAGAGACACUGAUUGCGGCUGUGCAUGCUGGUUUCGUGCACAUUGAUACAGCCUAUGACUAUCACAACCAGGUUGGUGUUGGAAGAGGCAUCCAGAAAUCCGGAAAACCCAGGGACUCUCUGUUCAUCACUAGCAAGGUCCCUGGGUGCGGGCUUCAGAACACCACGGCCAAGACUGUGGAGCAGUGCAAGACUGAAACCGACGACAAGAUCGCAUUGGAUUUGCAGCAGCUCAAUCUAUCCUACCUUGAUAUGGUGUUGGUGCACUUUCCACCAUGCCCUGGAGAUGAUGGAAGCGCGGAGAGUCCAUCGGAAUGUUCGUGCUAUGGUCCCAAGAACGGCUGCAGCCACCCGCAGUCCUGUGACAUGAUCAAGGCACAGUGGAGUGUCCUCACGGAUGCCUACAAGAAGAAACAAAUUCGUGCCAUUGGUGUGUCCAACUACUGCAGUGCCUGCUUGGAGUGCCUGACUGGCAGCGAAGUCUUUCCAAUGAUAAACCAGGUGCAGCUGCACGUGGGGAUGGGAUCGGAUCCGGAAGGAUUUCGAACAUUUGCCGAGAAACACGAGAUCAAGCUGCAGGCCUACAGUCCCUUUGGCAGCGGCGGUCAUGGUUCCGAGCAAAUUUUGAAAGGCAACCUCACCACAUCCAUUGGAAAGGCUCAUGGGAAGUCCGCUGCACAGGUGGCUUUGAAGUGGAUCGUGUCCCACAACGUCUCGGUGGCAACCAAAUCCUCAAAUCCAGCUCAUUUGAAGGCUAACGCGGACAUUUUCGACUUUACGCUCAGCGAUACGGAAAUGGACAGCCUCGACAAGGCAACUUUUGCAUCAGAGGACACUCCGUCCUUCCUUUGCACGGAUUCCAAUCCCAGCGCAUCACAGGUGCAGCUGAAGAGCGAGAUGAGCGUAGUGGUCUGA